GAGAAAGAGGUGGGGGUGGACAUGGCGGAGGAGGUCGAGAGCGAAGGGGCGUCGGAGCUGGAGUGCGGCAUCUGCUGCAUGCCUUACGACCGCUGCGGGCGCGCGCCCCGGCGGCUGGGCGGCGCGCGCGGCUCCUGGAAGCCCUCGCGCUGCCGGCACGUCAUCUGCAGCGCCUGCGUCUGCCAGCUGGCGCGCGAGGGCUGGUGGGAGGAGGUCACGUGCCCCUACUGCCGGGCCGUCACCUCCCUCCGCGAGCGGGGGAACCCGCUGGCGGCCGGCGUGAGGCGAAGCAGCGGCGGCUGGAGGCGCCGCCUGGUCCUGCCGCCUAUCGACGCCGAGCUCUGGCAGCGGGUCGUGCUCCGGGAGAGAGAACGGGAGCAGGCCGGCCGCGUGGAGCGCUUAGCCGGCGACGACGACGACGACGAAGAAGACCUCGAAGAAGAAGAAGAAGGGGAGGAGCAAGAGAGCGGCGAGGACGUGCAAUGGCGCCCCUGGCGGACGCUGAAGAAACUCCUCAAGGGAGGCGGGCAAGCGCAUGCGCGGAACGGGAGAGGGCGGAGCCGCGGCGGCUCCGGCUCCAGGUGGCGGAGGCGGCAACCAAUCAACCCCUACGGUCCUGAGACGAAGGACUUGGCCCUCGUGACUUGCUACGUCAUCUGAAAAGGCAACGGUCACUAUGCACGGGGGAACUACUUUGUGGUCAGUUGCAUCGAGGGGACCGGCUACCUGGGGAAGGUAGCAGUGCCCUCUCCAUUUCACAUAGAUACGGCAGUCUGUUGUCUUUUUGCGUUCCCAAUGGGGGCAGUGUUGACAAGAAGCAUGGACCGAAAUAAUUUUGCCCCUUCUCACUGUGAAAUGCAGAAGUUACAGCAAAGGGAAAGAAUUCUAUCACCAGCCACGUUUUGUGAGAAGGCAUUUCCUUCAAGGAAACCGUCUUAAAAGAGCUGAUUUUUUUUAAAUUUAUUCUUCAAAGAUACUAAAUGUGUUCUUGGACACGAUUCUCUGGAAGCGCUUCUCCCUCGGAUACCCUGGCAAAAUGAUAACAAUCCACGUGACUAAAAAAAUAAUAAUAAUUUUUAUACGACUUGACACGGGUCAUUGAUUCCUUGGAGAAGUAGAAGAAAGGAGUACUUGGGCGAUCGGUUACCAUCCUUGUUUACGGUGUUUUUUGUUCUUUUUCUUCCAAUCUGAGAGGCUUGAAAUAUUUUGCACGGCAUCUUUCCAACCUGCAGAGAAUACGAAGUACGUUUAAAACAUAUUAAUUGUUGCCUCUGGAACGAUGGUGCAACGGGCCUUUUGCCCCUGAAGUAGAAUGGAUGUUUUUGUUAGUAAUUUUAUUUAUUUCUCUGGUUGGAUUGGAACCUUCUUCGCAUCCAUAGACCUGAAAUGAAUGGAGAAAAAAAAAAAAAUGAGAAGCCAUCAAAUCUGACUUUUAGGAGCAUCUCUGGUCCGUAGAAGGAGGAAACUUGACCUUUUUGAGCUUGUUUGGUUUCUUAGAUGAGGAAUUGAAAUGAAAUAGGCCUGAAGUAAGAACAGCUCCCGCGAAAAUAACUUCAUUUUUGAAGACAAAUGUACCCUUGUGAUUGUUUUCGACAAGGUCACUCCGGGUUGUGUCUUUUGUCAGGAUAAUCUUUUUCUUUGGUUGCACGGCUGGAAAACGGUCCUUUUAUUGCCCCCCCUACGUGAAGAGUUUGCCUCUGGAGACAGAGAGAUCGUGUGAGAUCUUGUGACCUUGUCGAGUUUCAAAUGCUGUAUCUAUAUAUCUUUUUUUUUUUAAAAAGGAAUCCAUUUCUGUGAAAUGUGUUUGAAGGCCUUCCUAACUUCAUAUUUAUAUUCUUGCUUUCGUCGUUUGGCAGCUGUUAAGUUAUUUGAUGUUAAAAUAAAAGACGUAGGAUUUUAAA
Molecule: messenger RNA, 1901 nt
Organism: Pantherophis guttatus
Lineage: Eukaryota; Metazoa; Chordata; Lepidosauria; Squamata; Colubridae
Product: RING finger protein 227
Biological process (GO): protein ubiquitination
Molecular function (GO): ubiquitin protein ligase activity
Source: RefSeq, a predicted model, not a curated record